This is a messenger RNA of Acanthochromis polyacanthus (spiny chromis), 1944 nucleotides long. RefSeq lists its product as uncharacterized. The record is from RefSeq and is a predicted model, not a curated record. The transcript is spliced from 5 exons. Lineage: Eukaryota; Metazoa; Chordata; Actinopteri; Pomacentridae. The coding region runs from base 416 to 1105 and encodes 229 amino acids.
UCCGGGGUAACGGGACUCUAGCUCAGGCAUCCAGUGAGUUAACCUCCGGCUCUGGAUGUCAUGAAUUAGACGGUGGAGGAAGCAGCGGCUGUCUGCUUGGAGUUUCUGUACACAGAUCGAGCCUGACAUUGCUGUUUUAUGAAGCCUCUCUGCGCCUGGACUCUCCUCUGCACAUGGAGGGAACCAAUUAAAAAAAUCCAUGUCGAUUAGCCUCGGUGAUAAGUGUGCGUCCGGCCGGUGCCAAGUCCAUAAACCAAACCCUGCUGCGACGUCACGCCGCUUGGAGAGGGGCGUCAGUGCGCCUUUUCAUGCGCCGUUUACCGAGUGGAGAGAGUUUGGACUUGCAGAGCGCAUGUGGACUGUCAGACAAUGAAGGGGAGCGACAGAGCUGGACUCCUUUUCUCGCAGUUCUAAGAUGAUGAGAGCCUUCGCGCUGAGGCUGGUGAGCUCUGGAGGAUUUCUGAAGGGAACACUAACAGUUUGCACAGAGGAAAUGUCCACAACUACAAGUCCAGACAUCCCCUCCUCACAGCUGACCUCGGACCAGCUCACACUGCUGGCUGCCUCCUUUUCUUCUCUGGUGUUCUUUGUGGUUAUUGUGGUGCUGCUGUUCAUUAUUUACCGCAAGGAUUCUCAGUGCUGCAAGCUGCGCUCCUAUCAGGGGCCACAUGCAGAUAUGGAUGCUCCUCCUCAGUACUACAGCAGCAGGCAGACGCUGGUAGGAUCAGCUUGUCUCGAACAGACUCACAUCACAGAUGACAGCGACACUCAGCUGUUCUACGUUGGCCUGCCCUCCAGCUACAGCCUCCCCACCAUGGAUCCCCCCCUGCCGAGGCUCCCCUCCUACGAGAGCGUCCGAAAGAAGGACCGCCAGAGGCAGAUCCACAUGAUGAUUGCUGACCGCUUCGGCCUCAAUGGACCCAUUGUGACUGAGCCUCCUCCGACAUACGAAGAGAGCAUCCGUCAGUCUGUGGAGCUGCCGUACAACGUCCUCUCCUCCAGCCUGGAUGUCUCCUCGCCUCCGAGUUUCUACACCAACACAGCAUCCAUCAAUCAGAUGGACGCAGCUCAUCCUGUUGACUCAGACACUGUUCUACCUGUGUGAAAGAAGCGUCAUAGAUUUCAUGCAGAUGAAGUUACCAAAUCACAUGAUGUCUGUACAAGCUGAUCCAGAUACCUCAAGAUUGUUUUUAUUGAGAAACGGCUAAUGUUGAUCAUGAGCUGAGGAGCGACCAAAAAGAAGCUGCAUCUCUUUGAAGGGAAGGACACAUUUGAAUGUUAAAACCAAGCUCAGUCGUGCAGAUUACGAGUGGAUCUUCCUAAAUGAAGGUGGCUGGUACAUCUGGAAGACCGCAGGGAUGAAGAGACUAAAACAAACCAAAAAGGGAACCACUAAUUUCUUUGUUGAUUACAGUGAUGUAGACUGUAUUCUAAUCAUGAAAAUAUUUUUUUUGUUUGUUUUUGUCUUUUGCUGCUUUUCUUCUUUAUUUUGCUGUUUCUGAAUGAGAAACGUCAUUGUGUGGUUUCAAAGAGAACUGCUUGAUUAUGAGCUGCUGUUGAUCGAUUUCUUUACCCUGCUGAGGAGGCGCCUCUCUGUUCCAGAAGGAGGGGUUCAGUAAAAAAAAAAAAAAAGGUGCUAAUGAGAGUGCCUUUCACCAAGUUAAAAAAGACAUUUAUAACAAAAAACUUUCUUUCUUUUUUUUUUUAUACCACAUUGCUUCAGUUGAUUGUUGUCUGUUGAGGCAGAUGGACCUCUGUGAAUUUUUGUUUUUUGUUUCGAAUCAGUUAUUAACUGUAACUUUUGUAACCGUGUACACACACUGUAUUUUUUGUUGUUUGUUUUGUCCUGCAUAUGUCUUGUGUUGUAUUUAUUAAAGAAAACUGAGUGGCAUCAUGUUAUUUCUCUGUGGAAGCAAAUGUAAUAAAUACUGCUAUUGCUUUGUU